UUUACAGUUGCUUUUUAGUCCAACUUAAAGUCUAACCGAAAUAGGUUCGAAUUUUCGACGCACAAUUUUUCGUUCUUGAGAAAAGAUGAGUUCCAGAAAGUUUAGUUGUGAAUAUAGCAGCAGAUUUACAAAAGGUCGCGAUUGCAAAAAUCCUUUGUACCGUGAUGUGUAUGAAAGGUCCAUAAAUGAACCGAAUGCAUUUUGGGGUGAGCUGGCCGAGCAACUGCUUCAUUGGAAUAAACCAUGGGAAGCCGUUAUGGACAACAGCAAUCCACCGUUCACAAAAUGGUAUAUUGGAGGACAGCUGAAUGCUUGCUAUAACGCAUUGGACCGUCAUGUACUAAAUAAAGCUGGGGAUAAAGUUGCUUUAAUUCACGAUAGUCCAAUGACAAAUACUGUUCGACGAGUAACUUACAAUGAAUUGUUGGAUAAGGUUUCCAGGCUAGCCGGCGGUUUAAAGAAAUUAGGAGUAAAAAAAGGCGAUCGGGUUGUCAUAUAUAUGCCUCUUAUACCUGAAACAAUAAUGGCUAUGCUAGCAACAGUCAGAUUAGGUGCCAUUCAUUCUGUAGUGUUUGGAGGAUUCGCUGCAAGUGAAUUGUGUUCUCGUAUUGAACACGCCGAACCAAAAGUGAUAAUUGCUGCCAACUGUGGCAUAGAACCGAAUAAGAUAAUCCAUUACAUUGAUAUCCUACAUGAAGCAGUCCGAAUGUCCAAGUGGAAACCACAGGUCAAUAUUGUUUUUCAAAGAACAAAUAUUUUGGUAUCUGACUUGGAUGACAAGAUGGAUGUCAGUUGGGAAUCAACGUUGUCAGAUCCUGCAGAGUGUGUGCCGGUGGAAGCGAACGAUCCACUUUACAUAUUGUACACAUCCGGAACAACUGAUAAACCAAAAGGUAUUAUAAGGCCAACAGCUGGACACCUGAUUUCAUUGAUGUACACAAUGAAUACAAUAUACGGAGUUCAACCGAAUGACGUAUGGUGGAAUGCUUCCGAUAUGGGAUGGGUCGUCGGUCAUUCCUACAUAUGCUAUGGACCACUGCUGUUUGGAGCCACCAGUGUAAUGUACGAAGGAAAACCUGAUCGUACACCGGACCCCGGACAAUAUUUCCGAGUGAUUGCGGAGCAUAAGGUCUCUGCAUUAUUUUCGGUUCCUACAUCGUUUCGAGUUCUACGUCGAAUUGAUCCGUCAAGUAAAUUUGGAAGUAAAUACAGUCUUAAAUCGCUUCGUACGAUAUUUAUUGCAGGAGAACAUUGUGAUUCAGAGACAAAGAAAUGGAUAGAAACAACUUUUGGAGUACCUGUUUUGAACAAUUGGUGGCAGACAGAAACUGGUUCAGCUAUUACAGCGACUUGCGUUGGACUUGCACAGAACUUAAAUCCUCCGCAAUUUACUACAGGACUUCCAUUUUGUGGAUACGAUAUUCGCGUAUUGAACCCAGAUGGUACCGAAGCUGCACAAAAUGAGCUGGGACGUAUAGUUAUAAAACUGCCAUUGCCACCGGGAACAAUGUCCUCUUUGUAUCGCAAUGAUGAUUUAUUUGAGAAACUUUACUUUAGCAGAUUUCCCGGUUUCUACGACACAAUGGAUGCCGGCUACAUGGAUGAAAAAGGAUACGUGUAUGUUACUGCACGUGAUGACGACGUAAUCAAUGUGGCUGGACAUAGAAUCUCAACCUCAAGUUUAGAGGAUGCUGUUUUAAGGCAUCCUGACGUGGCGGAUGCUGCCGUAUUUGGAGUUCCGGAGCCAACUAAAGGCCAAAUACCUUUGUGUUUGUAUAUUGUAAAAGAUGGUGUAAGCAAAACUACCAACAAACUGUCAGUAGAAUUGAUUAGGUUGAUUCGUGAAGUGAUUGGUCCCAUAGCAUCUUUUCGAUUAGUGGGACGGGUAGAUGCAUUGCCCAGGACAAGAUCAGGCAAGACAAUGAGGAGAGCCAUGGCUGAUUUUGCUGCAGAUAAAUGUGUGCGUCUACCUGCCACGAUUGAGGAUGAAAAAGUAUUUGGUAACAUCAGACAAGUGUUACAGGAACUGGGAUAUGCCAUGCAUGCACCAGACCCAACAGUAGAGGUAUUCAAAAACUAAUUUGCUUCAUUCAGCUAGUACAGUAAUUUUUUUUUAAAUCAUUUUUGGUGUACAGUUAUUGAAGCUAUAUUUAAAUAUAAUUUUUAUAUGAUUAAGUAAGUAAAUAAAAACGAGAGACAAAAAAAGUGCAAUCUAAUCUUUUUCAAUCGAAACUCUAUG
This is a messenger RNA of Uranotaenia lowii, 2239 nucleotides long. Its product is annotated as acyl-CoA synthetase short-chain family member 3, mitochondrial. The record is from RefSeq and is a predicted model, not a curated record. Lineage: Eukaryota; Metazoa; Arthropoda; Insecta; Diptera; Culicidae. The transcript has 11 exons. The coding region runs from base 86 to 2080 and encodes 664 amino acids.